Messenger RNA from Neurospora hispaniola, 567 nucleotides. RefSeq lists its product as uncharacterized. NCBI's taxonomy places the organism in Eukaryota, Fungi, Ascomycota, Sordariomycetes, Sordariales, Sordariaceae. Bases 1 to 567 code for a protein of 188 amino acids. The transcript has a single exon. The record is from RefSeq and is a predicted model, not a curated record.
AUGAACACUUCCAAAGACAUCAUCCCCAACAUGGCCGACAAGACUGGCAGACAAGAUGACUCAAGCGAUGUCAUGACCACUCCCAACACCUCCCUUCAUUCCGUUUCUGUUCACCAUCACCGCCGUGAUAUUUUCGCGGUCAAGUCACCUUCCACCACUCACACUCACCACCCCAUCACCACCCCCCUCAACGACAACACCGCAAACUGGCGCGAGCUAAGCCAACCCAGGGCGAGAAGAUUGAUUGCCCGACAUGGAACUACCUUCUUGACAAAGCUCGGCAGCAGCGGCAGGACUACCUCCCUGCACCACAUCCUCGGUAGAGGUAGUCAUGAGAAAGGCGCUCAGGAUAUGUCUGGCUCCGAGCUUCGUAUGCAUUUCGCUUCACUGGAUAAGAAUGCAGUCGCGGCUAGUAUUGAAGAGCGUAUCAGGAGUGUGGAAGUGGAACUGAAUAGAUUGAGAGAGGAGAGGGAAGAGAUGGUGAGGGAGUUGGGGGAUGAGAUGGAGAGGGCAGAUGUGGAUGAAAGGUGGGAGGAGGGGAUUGUGGCGAUUGAUGAGAUGAUUUGA